Molecule: messenger RNA, 407 nt
Organism: Leguminivora glycinivorella
Lineage: Eukaryota; Metazoa; Arthropoda; Insecta; Lepidoptera; Tortricidae
Product: chorion class CA protein ERA.1-like
Exons: 2
Coding region: 17-403 (128 amino acids)
Source: RefSeq, a predicted model, not a curated record
AGUAACACAUUUCACGAUGUCUCGCUUUGCUAUCGUCGUUCUGGCUCAGGCUUGUCUCAUUCAGAUGGCUUUGAGCCAACAGUUUGGCUGCAACCAAAUCUCCUACGGAUCCCCCGGCCUCGUCGAAGUCGAGAAAGUAUGUCUCAGUGCUCCCAGCGUCAGCAUCGGCUACAGUUCACCCAGCAUCAGCGUGAGCGCGCCCGGCUACAGUCAGAGCUACGGCGCGCAGUACGGCGGCGCGGGCACCGGCGCGGUCGGCGUGACCGGCGAGAUCGGCGCGAGCGGCCAGACCGCCGUCGUCGGCUCCGUGCCCGUGCUCGGCACGGUCGAGUUCUGCGGCACCGUGCCCGCGUGUGGCUCCGUGUCCAUUUCCGGACAGUGCGGAUGCGGAUGCAAAGCUUAAUUUU